AUGGUCAAGACAAGUUACGAUGAUGAUGAUCAGUCAAAUUCAGAUUGGGGUGAUGGUAGGCAAGUCAGACCAUGCCCAGAUGUUCCUCUAGAAAAACAGCGGGGUUGGUGGAAGAUAGAUGACGUUGAAACCCUCAAAAACCUCCUCAUGUCUUUGAAUGGUAGAGGCCUAAGGGAGAAAGUUCUACAGAAAUAUCUGGAGAAGAAUUUUGAAACCGUGUGCCAGAGUAGUUUCAAGAUGAAGAAAAAUACACAUUACCAGCAACACCAACAACAACAUCAAAACAUUUACAACACCAACAACAUCAACAUCAACAACAACACAUAA
Molecule: messenger RNA, 327 nt
Organism: Helobdella robusta
Lineage: Eukaryota; Metazoa; Annelida; Clitellata; Rhynchobdellida; Glossiphoniidae
Exons: 3
Coding region: 1-327 (108 amino acids)
Source: RefSeq, a predicted model, not a curated record